Molecule: messenger RNA, 3303 nt
Organism: Labrus bergylta (ballan wrasse)
Lineage: Eukaryota; Metazoa; Chordata; Actinopteri; Labriformes; Labridae
Source: RefSeq, a predicted model, not a curated record
AUGCCUCCAGCAUCAGCAGCACAAGGAAUUUCACCGAAUGCAGGUUAUGACUUAAGUUGGCUGCUGGGAACUGACUAUGAAAGGAGGAAAAAUAAACUACAGCAGGAGCUUCAACUGGACUACAAACAACAUGUCGCCAAGAAAAAUGACCCGAAAGCUAGUGAACCUUGUCUGCAACCCCAGAGUCUCUCUUUACCUAUUGCUGACAAAACAUCAGUUCAGGAAAAACUACGUGAGGAGAGGAAUAAAGAAUACAACCUAUUCCUACAGAAACAAGAUCCAAACAGAAGGUUAAGACGGGGUGCACCUGCUGCUACAGAGCCUGAACAUUGUCAACCUUCAGGUGCUGUGUGCAUUUCCUCUCCAGCACAUCGCUUUCCGACCCCAGACACGCAUAAAAGUGAUCACCAUGCCCGGGAGCGCCCGGCAUACAGGAGAGAUGCUGCUACUCUCACUGAUGCAGUGGAAGGUGGAAAAAGGACAGGGACUUGGGCUCCGGUCCAUCGGGGGCGAAAGCGGUGGCAAAUCAUUCAAACAAAUGAGCCUUAUAAAUCUGAGGAAGAGCUGAACACGGACAAGGAGGAGGCGUUCAAACACAGAAGGAGGCAUGACACACACACUCCAGAGCCUGAAUACAAAGAGGAGAGGAGGAGCAGAGAACGCAGAGCUAACAGAGCUCCUCAGGACAUCAAGGAGGUGUGGGCCCCUAGUGGUACUGACCAGAGUGACGAUGACUUGUUUGGGAAGUCAGAUCUGAAAACGCCAGACAAAAUGAGGACUGCUGCAAGAUCAAGACCUGCUAUCAGCCAGGAUAAAGCAGAGUUCGCUACGGGACUAAUAAUAGGAGCAACAGAGGAGCAGACAGUCUCUCAGCUGAGGAAAGAACAAUAUAAACAAGAGCUGCUGAAACAAAUUGCAGAACAGAGGAGGAACAAGAUCAGGGAGAAGGAGCUUGAGCUAAGGGUUGCUGCCACUGGAGCCACAGACCCUGAGAAAGAGUUUGGGGCUGUAAAUCUGCAUGAUGACAGGUGGACACAAGAUAUCUCCAAAAAGCCUGGAAUAGACCUGGAAUCCACAGAAAAGGAUCCACAUUCACAGCCUAAAAAUCAUAAAGCCACUGAGGGCCCAGAGCAGAAUACUCCCAGAGGAAUGUCCCAUGUGGACUACAACAAAGCUCUCAGUCAACUGACAGGGACGACUUUGCCUGAGUCAGGUACAAGGGCAGCACAAGGUGUCCCUUCAUUCAACUACUUUAAUGAGGACUACCACAGGUACUUUUCAAAUAUGCUGGGAGAAGCGGCCAUGCAGAGGGUUCCUGCUGUUCCUCCUCCUGACCCUCCCACUGUAACAAAUCAUUACAAGACUCCAUACGAUGCAGCUUAUUACUACUAUGGCACCAGGAAUCCAUUAGAUCCUAAUCUUCCUUACUAUCAGAAUGGUACACCUGGACGGGAGCAGCAGUCUGGGAAUUUCUACAGUCCUCCUCAAAUGCAACCUCCUCUCAGACCCACCAAAGCACCUGAUCAGCGCAGAGAAACCUCCCUGAAUGUAGGAGAGGUUCUGGCAGAGAACUCCAAGCAGAGGAGAGAGAGCGUUCAAAGCUACCAAGAAGCACUCAACAUCCAGAUCAAAGAAAGAGAAGAGCGCAGAAGAAGAGAGAAAGAAGAGAAGGAGCGUUACGAUGCCAAAAUAGAGGCUGAGUUGAUGGCACACAAUCCGUGGGGGAGAAGUGGUGGAGGAGCUCCACUCAAAGACCAGAACGGUAAUCUUAUCAGCAACCUGGCUCAAAUGCACAGGGCCAAUGAGGAGUCAUAUAGGAAUCCUGUAUCCAGGAAUAGUGGACAUACACAAAGCUCUCCUCGAGGUGAAGCCAAGGAGCCUCUUUCCCAUCGACUGUCAGGAUUCAGUGAGGUCAUAUACAAAGACGAGCUGAAAAAACAAAGAGCGCCAUCUCCUCCCAUCCCAACCUUACGGAAGAAGGAGACAUAUCCUGAGGCAUCCAGACCCUCCUCUGUAAUGAGCCAACUCUCCUCCCGGACUGAAUGCCCUGUGUCUUUACCAAGCAACCAAGAUGCCCCUGAAAAAAUGCCCCAGCUAGAAGAUGGCCGGCAGGAAGUGAUCAGAGAGCUGUCAGCCAUCCGUAGGUAUCUGUGGAAAGAGCAGAUACAACUGGAGGCUCAGCUGGGCAAGACAAAUUCACAGAACAGUAACUACGCUCCCCCCAGCAGGCCCAGAGGACGACCCAGAGUGGGUGCUUUUGAAUGGUCACCCAGGCAAGCUGCUCUACCACCAACCAGGAGUCCUUCUUCUGGUGCUGCACUAGUUAAUAUGCAAAAUAUCAGGGAGUUCAACCAGCUUAAAUACAGAGACACAGAAUCUAGUGAGGGGGUCUGUCACAUGUACCCUGACCCACCCACUGAUGCACAAAGUCUCGACAUCCAGCAGCAGGCACUUCUUCGAGAACAACAGCACAAAAUCAGGCGUAUGAAGAGAGAGGAGGAGCAUGACUUUUGGGACCAAGAACUGAACACCUUUCAUGCUAGGAACAAACCUGGACGCUUCAUCCACAGAGACUCCAUAUUACCAUCUCAAAGUGCUUUUAUUGAUGUUUACAGCGGAGAUGCGAGUGACGAUCAGGUUCAUCAGCAAAGACAACAAAGAGAGGGGACAGCAACACGCCGGAGACAUGACUAUGAUGAGACGACUGAGUCCUUGGAUCAGAGGGAGCGUCUCGCUGGUGAUCACACCACCAGAUCAGAGUGGCUGUCUGGUGAUGAAGCAGAUGUCUUAUCUCUGCGCUCUGCUCUGGAGAGGGGCGAAUCCGUGGCGACUGUUGCCACAGAGCCCUGGCUGCGACCUGGCACCCCGGAUGAUGCGACACACACAGGCUGCAGAGAGAGGCACAACAGCAGGAUGGAUACUCCACCCUGGCUGACAAACCGCAUCACAUAACUUCCAUCGGAUGGUGUCUUAACAUUAGAAAAUGCAUUGCGCUGGAGUAGUUCUUAUUUUCUCUGGAUGUUUUCAGCGGAUGUCUGUGAACAAAUGUUGGAAUAGGCUGGAUGAUGUAGCCUCAACAGCUUGUAAGAGAGCAGAUUCUGCCUGUAGAAAUGUUGGAUGUUUGGCCAAUUUCUCUCAGCAUGAGAAGUGCACUUUGAUCCCCAUAGAUUAGAUUUAGCUCUAAAUGUAAACAUACAUUACCUAUGCAUGUUAAUGAAGACCUUUAAAUGAUACCCUUUAUUUUAUUAAAUAAUAACGUUCAUAUUUAAUUUUGUCCUGGGUCAUUAUUGAUGGAGAUCAUGA